Molecule: messenger RNA, 714 nt
Organism: Vicia faba (fava bean)
Lineage: Eukaryota; Viridiplantae; Streptophyta; Magnoliopsida; Fabales; Fabaceae
Source: the annotation of a GenBank genome assembly
AUGACUAGUUUACCUAAUACUUUGUCUGAUGGCCGGAGAACAACCGCCGGUAAGGCGCCGGAGAAGUUCAAGUUUUCUCAGACUUGUAGUCUGUUGAGUCAAUUCUUGAAGGAGAAGAGAAUUUCUGGUGAUUCUGCUUCUGGAAUGUUUGGGAAAAUUGAACCUAAAGGAGGUGGUAAGGAUUCUUUUGGUAAUAUGAAAAACUCAGAAGGUGGUUUGAGACUAAAUGCAUCUGAUAUGGAAUCUCUUCCUCAGCUUGUGGAAAAUCCUUGCAUUAAGAAAACUAAUACAAGAUCGACGGCUCCUGAAACGCCGCAACUGACGAUUUUCUAUGCCGGGAAAAUGUUAGUAUUCGACGCUUUUGCACCCGCGAACGCAACCGAGAUCAUGGAGUUGGCGACAAAGUUAGCCUCUGAAAAUUCAAACACAGAAGAAAACCCCCCCUCUGCACCUGUCACAAGUGAAAAACCAAAAUCAAAGGAAUCACAAAUUCCUCAACCGAACACUUCCCUAGAAACAUCUAAACCAGAAAACCAAACCAAUUCUUCAGAUAUGAGAUAUCCAAGAAGAGCCUCACUUCUUAAAUUUCUUGAAAAAAGAAAAGAAAGGGUCAUUGCUAGAGGACCUUACCAAAUUAACAAUCACAAAAAUGAGGGUAAUAAUAGUUCAGGAGGAGAACCUAAAGGUCAACAACACUUUGACCUUAACUUAUAG